Messenger RNA from Acaulospora morrowiae, 707 nucleotides. The record is from the annotation of a GenBank genome assembly. NCBI's taxonomy places the organism in Eukaryota, Fungi, Glomeromycota, Glomeromycetes, Diversisporales, Acaulosporaceae.
GUGGUCUUGGUGGUACGUCUCUACCUAUUGAUCUGAGGAUAAAAUCUUCCAACGAGGGUGUUAACAUUGAUGACCCUGAUGUCAGCCUAAGAUUUGAUAUUAUACCUCGUUUGAUCAAAGAUCUUAUAGAUAAAAGGGUUAUACUUGUUCGAGCGCCACCCUUCUCCGGUAAAACAUCAAUGGCCCAAAUUUUGGAGCAUAACUUGGUUCAUGCACCAGAAUUUUCAAAUUACAGAAUAAUAAGAGUUUCGAUGAUGUGGGGACAGGAUGUAGGCGUGAACACCUACUUCGAUUCAUUUAAUAUGCUAUGGAACCGAAUUAUGGGUAUAAAUUGGAUCGAUUGGAUAGGGCAGUGCAGAUUUAUUAAAACUAUUUUGAUAAUAGAUGAAGCUCAAUUAAUCUACAGGAGAGAGAAAAACGUUGAUCAAAAUAAUAAGGAAUCUGCGGAUCAAUUCUGGUUGACUGUUAAAGGUGCCCUUCAAGAAAUGGCAAAUAUAAAGAUUAUUAUGUUUGCGGCCUAUGGAUAUAGAAGUUCUAACUACACAGGACUCACCACCCCUGUCGCAUUACCGGAAUCAAAUUGCAAAAGUCUUAUUGACAUCAAUUUUAAGCGUGACGAGUUAAAAAAGUAUAUUGAAAAGUUCUGUGGCAAUUACUUCAAAAAUUUAGAUCCACCAAGCGUCUCAAAAUUAUAUAAAUAUAUUUGG